Messenger RNA from Suillus fuscotomentosus, 709 nucleotides. RefSeq lists its product as uncharacterized. Lineage: Eukaryota; Fungi; Basidiomycota; Agaricomycetes; Boletales; Suillaceae. The transcript has 4 exons. The annotation marks the transcript as partial. The record is from RefSeq and is a predicted model, not a curated record.
GCAGGACUUCCAACCCUAAUCCUACAUAAAUCAACCAAAACUAUCCCGGAUCACAAUUCAUGGAACAUGCUGAAUCCAGGCGUCAGAUCGGUCUUUAAAUUGUAAAUAUGGCAUCACGCUCUAAUGCACUGAAGCCAAAACUAUUGGCAUUCAAAAACACCAACAAGUCAAGACGCCUUUUUGUUGUUUCCAACCGUUACAAUGUCGUCGACUCUUGGGAGAGCAUUGCCUACCGAAUCAGACGUCGAUGAUGGUGUCGCUGUUGGAGAAACAGGCGGUACUGAGAGUUCCUCGACCAACUCGACCACUGGGAUGCAAGGGAUGCCGAUGUUCCCCAACCCAAGGCCGUCGUCUCCUGAGGCUAGGAGAAUAUUGUCCACCGAAUCCGUCCCCACCCCCAAUCAGAGUGUAGCUAGCGACAACUCCCAUCCAGUCCAGAGUUCUCGCUCUGCGAUUCUUGCAGAAACAGACAAUGGUGGUACUUCUCAGUUUAACUUAUUUGCGUGGCUGCUUCUCAAAUUGUCCACCUUCUACUACACCUUAGGUGAAAUUGCAGCUGGACGCAAAUACCAUGGACUCGAGGAAGCUUCGCACCGCAGAGACACUUACAAUGUUGUCAUUUUUGGACAAACAGGCGCUGGUAAAAGUUCCUUGGUCAACUUGAUUACGAAGACGCAGGCAGUGCCAACAUUCUCCAACGCCGGGGGAU